UUCUUGUACAUUUACACACUUUAACAGCGACACACCUCGACACCGUCGCCGCCCCCAACCUCACCCUCCUCCUGCCAGCCCACACCCCCCACCCCCACCCACACCCCCGGACUCUCGAUGGAGUCCAAGGCUGGCGCCGCGCCCCCCUCCCCGGCCAUGACCUCCCUCCAUGACAUUGUCCUCGACUAUGUUAUCAACAGCGCCUACUCCAACACGGCCAAGGUGCUCGCCCAGAGCAGCAACAACAGGACACGGACGGCGCAGGCGUCGCCCUCUGCGUCGCCCACGCCGCCCUUGACGGGAGCGGAUGACGCCGCUGCCGCCGCCGCCGCCUCGUCCUCGUCUUCCGCCAUGGACGUGGACGCGGGCGCUGUCUCGCUACUAGGCGGUGUUGGGGCUGAGCGCGACAACAUGAUUCUCGACGACGCGGCCCUGGCGUCUAUUGAUCGGCGGAGAGAAAUCCUCGACUUUAUCCUUUCUGGGGCUGUCGUGCGCGCAGUCGCCGCGCUCAACGCCCACUUCCCCGCAGUGCUCAACCCCACGACGGCGGCCGUGCUGAACGCGCUCCGCAAUGGCGCCGAGCCGAGCAGCCACUCGAACGGCGCGAGCAGUAACGGUGCAGAGUCGAACGGCGCCGGCAAUGGCACGACCAACGGCGCGAGCAACCUGUCACCUUAUCUCCCCCAGCCGUCGUCGUCCCGCUCGCGCACAGCACCGUCGACGCCAGGCGCAACCGCCCCUCCCCCGUCCGCGACCAACCACACGGUACCCCUCUUCACUCGCUCGUCGGACCCAGGCCACGUAAAGCUCAACCUCAGCAUCCAGCGUUACAUCGAGGAGAUGCGCAGCGUGCCCACGCAGAGCGCGACGUCGUCCCCCUCGUCAUCUAUCGACUCGUUGACAGGCAGCACGGCGCUCAGCGGCGACCCGUUCCGCGACCUCAUGACCAUGCACCAGGAGCUGCACACGGAAGCGAUGAAGCUGCGCCCCGAGCACCGUGCGGCUUAUCUCCAGGAGAUCAAGGAUGUCACUGCGCUGCUGGGCUACAACAACCCUGAGACGAGUAUCCUCCGCGGCUUCCUCGAGCAGGAGAGAAGGAUUGCGCUGGCACAGCAGGUCAACGCUGCGAUUCUGAGGUCGGAAGGAAGACCAGUCCAGUCCCACCUCGAGCAGAUUGCGCGCACCGCCUCGGCCAUCUACUCCACGCUGCACGACGCCGGCAUCGACCCACAGCCCUCGUGGACCGCCGAUAGCAAGUCGGGGCUCGAAGAGCGCAUCGCCGACCAGCUCCGCUCGUUCCAGAAGGGCGGGUUCAAUCUGCACGAGUAUGUUUGGGGCUAGGCGAGAGGGGUUGCUGCAGCUGCAUUGGCGUGCCACGACACGACACGCCACCCAUCCACUCUUAUCAGUCGAAGCGCAUUGUCGGCGCAGCGGAGCGCCUGUUGUAGAUUGUCUGAAGCAUCUGUGAUUGAACGGG
Messenger RNA from Vanrija pseudolonga, 1477 nucleotides. RefSeq lists its product as uncharacterized. The transcript is spliced from 4 exons. Bases 118 to 1341 code for a protein of 407 amino acids. NCBI's taxonomy places the organism in Eukaryota, Fungi, Basidiomycota, Tremellomycetes, Trichosporonales, Trichosporonaceae. The record is from RefSeq and is a predicted model, not a curated record.